AUGGGGUACCACGUUAAAGAUAUUCCCCUCCCAGACUUGAUGAGACAGCUCCAAUGGCUCUGGGUAUCAACCUGGGUUUAUGUUAUCUCACUCGGCCUCUCUAAACUCUCCAUCCUCGCGCAAUACCUCCGCAUCUUUGUCACGGUCCGCACAGUUCGUGCCAUCUGGGCUUGCAUAAUCUUCGUCAUCGCCUACACUCUUCAAAGCCUCAUCGUCGGUAUCUUCUCCUGCAACCCGCCGCGCAAGUUCUGGGACCCAACCCUUCAAGAGGGCUCCUGCAUCAACUACACUCUGUACUACUACGUCGCCGCCGCCCUCAACAUCCUCACCGACCUCGCCAUCAUCCUCGUUCCCGUCCCCGCACUGCGCCACCUCAACGUCUCGCGCACGAAACGAAUCGGCGUCAUGUUGCUCUUCUCCGUCGGUGGUUUUGGCUGCAUCGUCUCCAUCAUCCGCCUCUGGACCCUCUACAGUCUCGACCUCGCCGUCCGCCGCGGCGACUCCACUUACGCCAACGCCAGCCCCGCGCUAUGGUCCAGCAUCGAGAUACACGUCUGCAUCAUCUGCGCAUGCCUGCCGUCGCUGUCGCCCAUGCUGUCGCUCGUCCUGCGCUCCAUUGGCUUGAACCUCUCCUCGUUCUCUCACAGAGAUGAGGCGGGAAGGAAGUCGAGUGGUUACUCCGACAGGGGAAACGCGAGGGGGGAGAGGGGAGGAAGAGGUGCGAAAACAUAUCUCGGACGGAGAAAGAGUGGUAGCGCGUUUAGUGAGUUGGCUUCAACGUCGGAGGGAACGGGAAUUGGGGCGGAAGAGGCGCAUAUUUGGGGCGAGAUGGGGUUUCUUGCUGGGGGAGGGGUUGAAAAGGCGGUUGAGCUGAAGGAGGUGAACGGGAGGGAAUAUGGAAAUCAGGAAAGGGUGUGGGCUAGAACUGGAGAGUUGGGGACGUCUGACUCGGCGCGGCAUGCUACGAUAGUGGAGUGGGACCCGCGCUUGUGA
Lasiodiplodia theobromae is the source of this 993-nucleotide messenger RNA. RefSeq names its product Pth11-like integral membrane protein. The transcript has 3 exons. The coding region runs from base 1 to 993 and encodes 330 amino acids. NCBI's taxonomy places the organism in Eukaryota, Fungi, Ascomycota, Dothideomycetes, Botryosphaeriales, Botryosphaeriaceae. The record is from RefSeq and is a predicted model, not a curated record.